GCUGAACUGGUGUAAUAUAUUGAAGUAAGACAAAUAUACGUUUUCUUACUCUAACUUAUUGCACUAGUUCAGCAGUGCAGCUACAAAGAACAGACUUUCGAUCUACUUCGUGUCAGUUGAGUACAGCGACAUAACCUAAAAUCAACGGUGUACUUUGCGUUGCUUGGAAUAUUUGGAGAAAAGAUAUAUUUUAGUGAAUAUCAAUCGCACGGUGUUGAAGCUGCGAAAUGUCGGAGCGCAAAGUAUUGAACAAAUACUACCCGCCGGAUUUCGAUCCGUCGAAGAUCCCGCGCAUGAAAUUGGCGAGAAAUCGCCAAUACACCGUACGAUUGAUGGCGCCGUUCAACAUGAGAUGUAAAACAUGCGGUGAAUAUAUCUACAAGGGCAAGAAAUUUAAUGCGCGUAAGGAGGACGUCGAGGGCGACGAUUACCUGGGCAUACGCAUUUACAGGUUUUACAUCAAGUGCACACGCUGCCUGCAAGAGAUAUCCUUCAAGACCGACCCCAAGAACACAGAUUAUGAAAUUGAGGCAGGUGCUACGAGAAACUUCAUGGCGUUGAAGCUGGCAGAGGAGCAAGCGCAGAGAGAAGAAGAUGAGGAAAAGGAAGAGGAGGCCACUAAUCCAAUGAAACUCCUGGAAAAGAGAACGCUGCAGUCAAAACAGGAACUGGAACUUCUGGAGUCCCUAGAGGAAUUGAAGGAUUUAAAUCGCAGACAACAGACCAUAGAUUACGAUCAGAUGUUGCAGCAAUUCGACACAGAGACUAGCAGACAGCGUACAGAAAAAGAACAAGAGGAAUUGGAUGAGCAGUACAUUAAAUCUGUAUUUGGUAAAAGACAGUUAACAGGGACUGUUGUAGAAGAGGAAAUUGAAGAGGUAGAAAACAAAGGAGAAGUAGAAGAAGAAGAAAUUAUGGAACCCCUUCCAAAAGUGCCUAAAAUGAACAAAGUAAAUAGCAGAGAAGCAGACAAUACUGGACAGUCCACAAGACCUUCCAAGAUAUCAUUGUGGUCGGAGAAUAUGGGAUUAUCAUUUGGCAAGAAGAAUUCGUCUGCUUUGAUGAAGAAAGGCAAUAUCGGCAUAAAGAUAAACGCAAAGCCGCCGCAAAAUAAAGUCACGUCCGAAAUCGUGCUUUCUACCGAUAACGAAACCGUCUCGCGGUUGGACGAGACUCAAGACACUCCGACAAGUAUAUCGAAUAUAACAAAUACAGGUACUAAAUCGAAUAACGCAAGCAACGGCCUCUCGCUGUUAGGUGCAUAUUCAGGCAGUAGUGACAAUGAUAGCGAUCAAUAGAGAUAUAAACUAAUAUAUUUCCAAGAUGUACAUAUUUUUAUGUGACGAGAUAAACAUUGUGAUACAAAAUAAACGGGAUCUACAAAUGA
Odontomachus brunneus is the source of this 1387-nucleotide messenger RNA. Its product is annotated as splicing factor YJU2. The record is from RefSeq and is a predicted model, not a curated record. The transcript has 3 exons. Gene Ontology annotation, biological process: mRNA splicing, via spliceosome. NCBI's taxonomy places the organism in Eukaryota, Metazoa, Arthropoda, Insecta, Hymenoptera, Formicidae. Gene Ontology annotation, cellular component: U2-type catalytic step 1 spliceosome. Bases 228 to 1298 code for a protein of 356 amino acids.